AUGGAGAAGAGGCUGGAAGCCAAGUUCAGCAUUAGCGCCCGAUUUCUGUUGCGAUAUUGCCUGGGAAGACCUGCAAGGGAGCUGAGAAGUCUGCAGCUGUUCUACCUGUGUGCUUGCCUGUGUGCCUUGUGCUCCUCAGCAGAUGCAAACUGGAACAGAUCUAACUGUGAGCCAGGGAAGAUCCUGUUUGGUGGCCGCUUGAGAUCGUGGAAAGAUCACCAUUUACAACUUCUGGAAGGAUUUCAUACUGUACGGUCCUGUCAGACUGCUUGCUGCCAGAGCCCCACCUGUGAUGCCUUUUGGUUCUUGGAAAAUAUGUGCAUCCAGGUGAACUGCACUGUGCCUGGCAUGUGUCAGGCAAACAGAACAGGCUUUUCUGACUCUGUUUUAGUGUUUUUAAAGAAAUCAAAAAGCACAGAGCACUUAUUAAAGUUUCAAAUAGAAGGUGAUGUGAAGACUCAGUUUCACAAGUGGUUAGACUGGGGUGUCCCUGUCCAGAGGAAAAACAGACUGCGGAGGUCAUUCCAGAAGUGGAGCUUGGCAGGUAACAGGGUGGAACUCCUGAAAAGGGAUAUGACAGCGAGCCCCAGUGGUGAGGCUGCAGCCAGAGCAUCAGACAGCAAAUCUAGAGGCAGCCGAAGUGAAGCAGAGCGCUUGAAGGAUCAAGUACUGAGGCGCUUAGUGGCAGACAGGCCUGUUCCUGAAGACCAUCCAAAUCAAAAGAAAGACUCACUGAAAAAUGGACAGAAUCCAAGAGAGCAGAAAACCAAAAGCCCGUUCCCUCCUAAAAGCAAUAAUGUGAACAGAUCAAGUGAUACAGACGGUGUUGGCUUGCCACAGAUCCACACAGUAACAUCCGCACCAGAACCAUCAGCGUUGGCUACAUUCUCCAGUCCUGUAGCACAGGGCUUGACAGCCACAGGGAAGACUGAGAAGCCUGGGCAGCCAGAUGAUGCUUUGGUCCAUCCUCACUCCUCAGAUGUGUUGCCCACAGUCAGCCCCGUACCAGCAAAAAGCACACCGAAGAUGCAGACAGCUACUUCUGUGCCAAGUGGAGUUCCCACAAAUGGCAGUGUUUCUACAAUCCAGACCAACACGGCUGCAUCACCAAGUACUACUGCCACCACACCAGUUAUGAAGGAGCUAGUAGUUUCUGCUGGAGACAGCGUCGAAGUGACCCUGCCAAAGAAUGAAGUUCAGCUGAAUGCGUUUGUGCUUCCUGAACCACCACCUCGAACCACUUAUUCCUAUGAGUGGGAAUUGAUUACUCAUCCAAAAGACUACAGUGGAGAAAUGGAAGGGAAGCACUCCCAGACCCUUAAGUUAUCUAAGCUUACUGUUGGUCUGUAUGAAUUCAAAGUCGUUGUUGAUGGGGAAAACGCACGUGGAGAGGGUUAUGUGAAUGUAACAGUGAAUCCAAAGCCUCGAGUGAAUCAGCCUCCUGUUGCCAUCGUGUCCCCACAGUUCCAGGAGAUUUCACUGCCAACCAUUUCAACUGUUAUUGAUGGCAGCCAAAGCACUGAUGAUGAUAAAAUUGUCAGCUAUCACUGGGAAGAACUGAAGGGUCCUUUGCGGGAGGAGAAAGUUUCUAGUGAUACUGCCAUAUUGACGCUGACCAACCUGGUACCUGGGAAUUACACAUUCAGUCUAACAGUAGUGGACUCGGAUGGUGCCAGCAACUCCACCACUGCAAACUUGACUGUGAACAAAGCAGUGGAUUAUCCUCCAGUGGCAAAUGCAGGCCCAAACCAAGUGAUCACCCUGCCUCAGAACUCCAUCACCCUCUACGGGAAUCAGAGCACCGAUGAUCACAGCAUUGUCAGCUAUGAGUGGCUGCUCAGCCCUAACAGCAAAGGGAAGGUGAUGGAGAUGCAGGGGGUGAGGACACCAGUCUUACAGCUCUCUGCAAUGCAAGAAGGUGAUUACACUUACCAGCUAAUAGUGACUGAUUCUGCUGGGCACCAGUCCACUGCAGAGGUCACUGUGAUAGUCCAGCCAGAGAACAAUAAGCCCCCAAAGGCAGAUGCUGGUCCAGAUAAAGAAUUAACUCUUCCUGUGGACAGCACCACUCUAGAUGGCAGCAAGAGCUCAGAUGACCAGAAGAUAGUCUCCUUUCUUUGGGAAAAAACACGGGGCCCAGAUGGUGUCAAGCUGGAGAAUGCCAACAGCAGCAUUGCCACUGUAACAGGCCUUCAAGUUGGGACGUACGAGUUUACUCUGACAGUUAAAGAUGAGAGGAAUUUGCAGAGCCGAAGCUCAGUCAACGUCAUUGUCAAAGAAGAGAUAAACAAGCCACCCGUUGCAAAGAUUGCUGGUAAUGUUGUCAUCACCUUACCCACAAAUACAGCUGAGUUGGAUGGAUCGAAGUCCUCUGAUGAUAAGGGAAUUGUCAGCUACUUGUGGACCCGGGAUGAGGGGAGCCCUGCAGCUGGGGAAGUCUUAAAUAAUUCAGACCAUCAUCCUGUCCUUCUCCUGUCUAAUCUGGUAGAAGGGACCUACACAUUCCACCUCAGAGUAACAGAUGCCAAAGGAGAGAGUGAUGUGGAAAGGACCACAGUGGAAGUCAAACCUGAUCCUAGGAAAAAUAACCUUGUGGAGAUAAUUCUGGAUGUUAAUGUCAGCCAGCUGACCGAGAGGCAGAAGGGUAUGUUCAUCCGACAAAUAGGCGUUCUGCUCGGGGUCCUCGACUCGGACAUUACUGUGCAAAAGAUCCAGCCAUACACUGAACAAAGCACGAAGAUGGUGUUUUUUGUACAGAACCAGCCUCCUCAUCAGAUAUUCAAAGGACGAGAGGUAGCCUGGACACUAAAAAACGAACUGCGGAAACAACAGUCAGACUUCCUCAUCUUCCGGGCAUUAGAAAUUAACACAGUCACAUGUCAGCUGAACUGCUCUGAGCAUGGACGCUGUGACUCCUUCACCAAGCGUUGCGUCUGUGACCCGUUCUGGAUGGAGAACUUCAUCAGGGUGCAGAUGGGGGAUGGCGAAAGCAACUGUGAGUGGAGUGUGCUGUAUGUGAUCAUUGCAUCUUUCGUCAUUGUGGUUGCCUUUGGAAUCUUAUCCUGGAUGGUGAUCUGCUGUUGCAAGAGACGAAAAGGAAAAUCCAAAAGAAAAAGCAAAUACAAGAUUUUGGAUGCAACGGAUCAAGAAAGCUUGGAGUUAAAACCAAAUCCCAAAGCAGGUGGCAGACAGAAAUCCCAGGUCCUCAACACCAGCCUGAUGCACUCAGAGUCUGAACUGGACAGCGAUGAAGCCAUCUUCACGUGGCCUGACCGUGAAAAAGGGAAACUGCUCCGUAGCCAGAAUGGCUCCUUGCGCAAUGGACAAGUGAUGCUCAAACCCAAGAACCAGAGGGAGGAAAUCCUAUAGAUCCCCUCAGGUGGCCUUUUGCUGGAGCUCAGUGGGAAAGGCCACUCCCAGCCCUAUCCUACAAGGGCUAACAGCCCAGUUUGAUUAGGACAACGCUGCUAACUUGUUUCACAGAAAAUAACUUUGGUUUUGUGGGUUUUUUUCAUUCAGUUGAAACUGGUUGUACUUGAAUUUGAACUUCAAGGGAAAUCAAAGGGAGGAGAAGGCAACUGUGAACCCCAGGCGAAGCAUCAGAAAAGGACAGAGCUGGCAUCUGGAGACCAACAGGACAGAACCACUUGGAGCAACUGUGAAUGUGCAGGACCCUCCUAGCCCACGUCAGACUGCACUGGAGGAAACACCCAUGGACUUCCAGCUCGCUUGCCUUGGGAGCUCCUCAGAGAAGGAAGGUCAAGGCUGUGCUUUGAGCUGUGUCCUGAGCUCCCUUCAGGCUCCAG
Molecule: messenger RNA, 3806 nt
Organism: Cariama cristata (Red-legged seriema)
Lineage: Eukaryota; Metazoa; Chordata; Aves; Cariamiformes; Cariamidae
Product: KIAA0319-like ortholog
Exons: 20
Coding region: 1-3369 (1122 amino acids)
Cellular component (GO): plasma membrane; cytoplasmic vesicle
Molecular function (GO): protein binding
Source: RefSeq, a predicted model, not a curated record